AUGUUGCGUGAUACCGCACAAUACCUCGGAAUCCUCAACGAUUGCAAAGAGAAUGGAAAAGUACCUCACGGUCGACUGAUUUCGGUGGUGAUUGAAGAUUUCUUCGAAGAUCCCAUUGCUUAUCGGAUUCGACAAAACAGUACAAAUGAAGGGAAGGAGGCAGAGUUCAUGGAAGGAGACCAGCUGGAUGACUUAUCUGCGGCUUCAUUCAACGUAGCGGAUGCAAUGGAUGGUUAUGAUGCGUUCAACGAUGGGUUUUUCGAAGAAGAUAUUGGCAUUCUUGACCACUUUAACGUUGACUGA
Molecule: messenger RNA, 303 nt
Organism: Seminavis robusta
Lineage: Eukaryota; Bacillariophyta; Bacillariophyceae; Naviculales; Naviculaceae
Source: the annotation of a GenBank genome assembly